AUGGCAUGGCUCCAAUUUUGUAUCCUUUUCCUGGUGGCUCCAAUUGGGUACAGUCAGAAUCCAGGUCCUCGUGGUCCCAAAGGAGACAGCGGACUUCCUGGACCAGCUGGUCCACCUGGAGUAGCAGGACCAGAGAUACUGGAGUUAAUGGACCACAUGGAUAUCCUGGACCACCUGGAUCAGCUGGACCUCGUGGACCACCUGGAUUUCCUGGAAAAUCUGGAAAAGAUUCUGACUGCAGAACAGCUCUUUGGUUACAUAGACCAGGACCUUCAAACCAUUAGAGCCCUAAAGGAAACAAUAACCAAGUUAGAGCUGGUUAUAAACUACGAUUUUGCCCGAGGAGUUGAUGGAAAAUAUUUUGUGUCCAACAAGGAAAGAGGCUCUUUCUUCCAAGCUGUUGAGUUCUGCUCCCGGAGAGGAUUAGAGCUGGCUUUGCCCCAGAGUGAUAAAGAGAAUAGCUUACUCACUGAAGUGUUUGAAAACAGUCCUAAAACAGUCUGGAUUAAUGUCAGCAAUAGAAGAGCAGAGGGAAACUUUGGAGCUGAUAUGAAAAACCGACCUCUGACCUUUACCAGCUGGGCAGAAGGGCAGCCAGACAAAUCCAUCCAGGAUCCAGGCUGCACCACGCUGUCAGAAGAUGGUGUUUGGAGAGUGACAAGUGAAUGCUCUAUGAAUGCUUACAUUGUUUGUCAGUUAUAGAAAUACCUUUGAUGACAUGAAGUAAAGUAUAACUCUUUGGAUUCU
Neolamprologus brichardi is the source of this 747-nucleotide messenger RNA. The record is from RefSeq and is a predicted model, not a curated record. Lineage: Eukaryota; Metazoa; Chordata; Actinopteri; Cichliformes; Cichlidae.